This is a messenger RNA of Gilbertella persicaria, 913 nucleotides long. RefSeq names its product UbiE/COQ5 methyltransferase. The coding region runs from base 36 to 905 and encodes 289 amino acids. Gene Ontology annotation, molecular function: methyltransferase activity. The transcript has 4 exons. The record is from RefSeq and is a predicted model, not a curated record. NCBI's taxonomy places the organism in Eukaryota, Fungi, Mucoromycota, Mucoromycetes, Mucorales, Choanephoraceae. Gene Ontology annotation, biological process: ubiquinone biosynthetic process.
GAAUAUUUUUUUUUUUUUUGGAUUCUUUCUUGUUCAUGUCGCGCUUGAUCUUCCAACACACUCGUCAACAAUUGGCCAAGACACCUUUUCGUCGUGCCUUGUUCUCUACUGCUAUUCCUCGUCUUCAACAACAAAACAAAACUACUCAUUUUGGAUUUCGUGAUGUAGCUGAAGAAGAAAAAGAAUCAUUAGUCCACAAAGUAUUUGCUAAUGUAGCUGGUAAAUACGAUGUGAUGAAUGAUGCCAUGAGUAUGGGUAUUCAUCGUAUUUGGAAGGAUGAAUUUAUUCGUUCGAUGGCACCUGGUCCAGGUACUAAGCUUUUAGAUGUUGCUGGUGGCACUGGUGAUAUUGCAUUAAGAUUUUUAGACUAUUGUAAGAAUAUUCACCAUGACAAUACAGCCACCGUCAAGUUAGUCGAUAUCAAUCCUCAUAUGUUGGGAGAAGGAGAAAAGCGAUUUCAAAGAACACCUUAUGCUCAUACCAACCAAGCAAGUUUCUUGGUUCAAAAUGCUGAACAUUUAGACGAAAUUCCUGAUGAAUCUGUGGAUGUAUACACGAUUGCUUUUGGCAUUCGUAACUGCACACAUGUUGACAGAGUAGUAAAAGAAGCCCAUCGUGUAUUAAAAAAGGGAGGUCGAUUUAUGUGCUUAGAAUUCAGUCGGGUGGAUAACCCCAUCAUUGGUAAAUUCUAUGAUAUUUACUCCUUUGAUGUGAUUCCUGCCUUGGGUCAAGUGAUUGCAGGUGACCGUGACUCUUACCAGUACUUGGUCGAAAGUAUUCGUAAGUUUCCUCCUCAAGAAGAAUUUGCACAAAUCAUUCGUGAUGCUGGAUUCAAGACUAUUGGGAAGGGCUAUGAAGAUCUUACAUUUGGCGUGGCUUCUAUCCAUAGUGGAUUCAAAAUUUAGUUUAUUAA